Messenger RNA from Plasmodium relictum, 1587 nucleotides. RefSeq names its product conserved Plasmodium protein, unknown function. The transcript has a single exon. NCBI's taxonomy places the organism in Eukaryota, Apicomplexa, Aconoidasida, Haemosporida, Plasmodiidae. Bases 1 to 1587 code for a protein of 528 amino acids. The record is from RefSeq and is a predicted model, not a curated record.
AUGACAAAAAUAAAUAUAUUAAAUAAUGAUCUAGAAAAUUUAAAAGAAGAUAAUACAAAGGAAAAUUAUACAAAAGAACAUAGAUUUUCAAAUAAAAAAAGAGUAAUAGAAGAUUAUCAUGAACAAAAUAAUGAAAAUGAAUUUAUUAGAAAUUUAAAAAAAAUAAAUCAAAAUAACAAUAAUUUAGAGGAUAAUAAACUGUCUCAAUUUAUUAUAAAUUACUAUGAAUGGGAUGAAAUUCCACCAAUUAAUAAUUUACCAUAUGGUCUAAUUAACAAAGCAAAUGAUUUAAAGUUAAAAAAUUAUUAUAAGAACAUCAAUUUAAAUUUAGAUGAUGAUAAUAUUAGUUUUAUUAAUAAAAUUAAAAUUAAAAAUUUAGAAUAUGAUAAAUUGAAUACAUUUAAUAAACAAACAAUACUAAAUGUCAUUUCGAGUGAUUCAUCAAAUACUCCUUAUAAAAAUAAUAAUGAUGAAAAUAUAAAAGAACAAAAACAUACAAAUAAGUUUGAAGAAGAAAAAUUUCAUUGUUCUGCAUCAUCAAUUAUAUAUGAAGACAUAAAAGAAUAUUUUUUUAAAAUAAAAUUAAAUACUACUAAAAUUAACUCCAUAUAUAUUACUAGCAAAAAUAAUGAUAAAAAUUAUAUACUAAAUACUGAAAAUAAUUUUAUAUCAAUAAGGAGGAAAGAAGAAAUAAAUAAUAAAAAAGAAGAUUCUGUAUUUGAAGAGGAAAACAAUAAUAUUAAAAAUAAAAAUAAUAUAGAAAAUAAGAGUCAAACAAAAAAUAAAAAUGAAUCAGAAAAUAAAAAUGACGUAAAGAAUAAAGAAGAAAUAAAUUGGAUGAAUGACUUUGUAGCUUUAACAAAUAUUCAAAUUUUAGCUAAAAAUACAAAUAAAUUUAACGAAUGGGAUAAUUUAAAAGUUAUCAUACCCAAUAUAAUAAAUUUCUGUUGUAGUCCUAGGUCUUGUAUAUGUAAAAAUAGUUUUUUAACAAUUAAAUAUGUAUGCACAAGUUUAAAGGAUAAUAAAAUUAAUUUAUGUAAAUUUUUUGUUAGUAUUUUUCCCUUCAUAAUAAAAAAAUUAGAUAUAAAAAAUAACUUUUUAAAUGACUGUGCUACUAAAUCAAUUGAAGAAUUUAUGAUAUAUAGCAAUAGUGUUAAUAAUUAUGAAAUGUUAAGAUUAAUUUGUUCUCAUUCAUACGAUAAGAAUUCUUCCAUAUCUAAGAAGAUGUCUUAUUUUGUUUAUUUGUUCCUAAAAAAUUUACCAAAAAAUGAUUUGAUAAAUUUUAAUUUAAGUGAUUUCGCAGAGCCAUUUUUAAAUUUCAUAAAUGCUAAGUUAGAAGAAACUAAAAAAUUCAUAAAACAAGCAUUAAUAUUAUUUUUAGAAUUUCAGAAUGAAGAUUAUAUAAUAGAAAAUUUAAAAAAUGGAGUUAAACAUAAAGAAAAUGUAGUUAUUGUUGAAAAGCAAAUAAGAAAUUUAUUAAAAUGCAACAACAGUGAAUCAUUAAAAAAAAAAUACGCUACUUUUCAUAAAUUUAAAAACACUAACAAAUUAAAAAAUCUUAAUAAGACUUCAUCAUUUAUUUUUUAA